Messenger RNA from Trichoderma virens Gv29-8, 2034 nucleotides. RefSeq lists its product as uncharacterized. Bases 91 to 2034 code for a protein of 647 amino acids. The transcript has 3 exons. Gene Ontology annotation, molecular function: damaged DNA binding; telomeric repeat DNA binding; DNA helicase activity. NCBI's taxonomy places the organism in Eukaryota, Fungi, Ascomycota, Sordariomycetes, Hypocreales, Hypocreaceae. The record is from RefSeq and is a predicted model, not a curated record. Gene Ontology annotation, cellular component: nucleus; Ku70:Ku80 complex. Gene Ontology annotation, biological process: cellular response to gamma radiation; telomere maintenance; double-strand break repair via nonhomologous end joining.
UGUGAAUGGCUGAUGUCCCCGGGAAGUAAAUAUAAGAAGAAAGGGGGAAAGGAAAACUGAACCAAUUCCAUUGCUUGCAUUCAAUCGAAAAUGGCAGAUAAACAACGGGAUUGGCGGAGGGACGAGAACGAUGAGGAUGAAGAUGGAGAGCAGGAGCUUGAUGAGUCUAACUUCAAGGCGCAGAAAGAUGCGGUGCUGCUAGCCAUUGAAAUCAGUCCAUCAAUGCUUGAGCCUCCUCCUGCUUCUGCCUCCAAAAAGGCGGACCGGGACAGCCCAGUUCAAGCUGCGCUGAAAUGUGCCCACCAUCUGAUGGAGCAGCGCAUCAUCUCCAAUCCUAAAGAUAUGAUGGGCAUCCUCCUUUUCGGGACGGAAAAGACCAAGUUUCGGGAGGAAAAAGAUGGCCGCGGCGGGUUAGGAUACCCGAAUUGCUACCUCUUCACUGACCUCGAUGUUCCUGCGGCCGACGACGUCAAGGCAUUGAAGGCGCUGGUUGAAGAUGAAGAGGACGAAGAGGAGGUGCUAAAGCCGGCCACUACCGAUGUUGUUUCCAUGUCAAACGUGCUCUUCUGCGCCAACCAGAUAUUCACCACAAAGGCUGCCAACUUUGGUAGUCGCCGACUAUUCAUUGUGACCGACAACGAUGAUCCGCAUGCAUCAGAUAAAGCGGCGAGGUCCGCGGCUGCUGUCCGAGCAAAGGAUCUGUACGAUUUGGGUAUUACCAUUGACUUAUUCCCAAUCACCAGAGGAGAGUCAAAGUUUGACCUUGGCAAGUUCUACGAUGAUAUUGUCUAUCGCGAUCCUGGUGCAGAGGCCAAUGGCACUGAAGUCCGGACCUCUAAAUCUGGCGAUGGAUUGUCUCUUCUAAAUUCGCUCAUCUCCAAUAUCAACUCCAAACAGACGCCCAAGAGAGCAUUAUUUCAUCUGCCCUUUGAAAUUGCGCCUGGGCUCCGGAUAACCGUCAAGGGUUACAACAUCGUGCAACGACAAGCACCAGCAAGAACGUGCUACAUCUGGCUUGAUGGGGAAAAAGCCCAGAUUGCAACAGGCGAGACAACAAGAAUUGCAGAAGAUUCUGCGAGAACUGUCGAAAAGCAAGAGAUCAAGAAGGCCUACAAGUUUGGCGGCGAGUAUGUAUAUUUUACACCCGAGGAACAGAAAAACCUCCGGGAUUUCGGCUCGCCCAUUAUUCGGAUUAUCGGAUUCAAGAAGCGCGACAUGAUUCCCGCCUGGGCAAGCGUAAAGAAAUCCACUUUCAUCUUCCCAAGCGAAGAGGAUUACAUUGGGUCCUCACGCGUAUUUUCAGCCCUGUGGCAAAAGCUGCUAAACGACGACAAGAUUGGUCUCGCUUGGUGCGUCCUUCGGUCCAAUGCACAGCCCAUGAUUGCUGCUCUGAUUCCUUCGAGAGAGCAAUCUGAUGAGACUUCUGGGACCCCAUAUCUGCCAGCCGGACUGUGGAUUUAUCCUCUCCCCGCUGCAGAUGACAUGCGAGAGAUCAGUGCCGACCGCAGGAUUGACUGUUCAGAGGAUCUCAAGACAAAAAUGAGAGUGAUUGUGCAGCAGCUCAACCUCCCAAAGGGCAUAUAUAACCCCUUGAAAUACCCGAACCCGGCUCUUCAGUGGCACUACAAGAUCCUGCAGACCCUCGCCUUGGACGAGGAGGUACCGGAGAAGCCCGAAGACUUGACAGAGCCUAAGAAUAAAGCUAUAAGCAAGCGCGCCGGUGGUUAUUUGGAAGACUGGGCAGAGACAUUAAAAGACGAGGCGGAUAGGGCCGUCAGAUCUAGGUCCUUGAAACGAGAGGCGGAAGAUGAGACCUCAGACCGCCCUGCAAAGCAGAGAAAGGCGGCUGCAGAGCGACCCAGCGGAUCGACAUUUAGCAUGGCGCAACUCAAGCUUGCCGUCGAGAGCGAAGGCCUCUCAAAAAUGACAGUGGUGCAGCUAAAGGAUGUUGCCGGCGCAAGGGGGAUCAGCACGAGCGGUAAGAAAGCCGAUUUGGUAGAGCGGAUAGAGCAAUGGGUUGAGGAAAAUAGCUAA